AUGCAUGCAGCCUUGCCACAGGCCGUAAGCCAUGCGAACCAGGCCAGCAUGCGUAGGCCAAUGCGCAUGCCCAGCGUGGUUAGUGGAUUUGCACGACCAACAUCCACUCCCAGACCAAGCCAAGCACCUGCACGGCUAGCAUGCACGCCCAGACCAAGCCAGGUAGCUGCACGACCAACCUGCCUGCCCAGACCAAGCCUGGUGCGUGGCCACGCACAGGCCCCUGCACAUCACCAGUCAGCACCCAGGCCCACGCCUGGUCAUGCCAAGCAGCAGCAGGCCAUGACCACGGUGCCACACCAGCCAGACCACCAAGCAACCAUGACUAGAUCGUGCAACACCACUCCACCAACUUCAGAACCAGCUUAA
Molecule: messenger RNA, 369 nt
Organism: Carya illinoinensis
Lineage: Eukaryota; Viridiplantae; Streptophyta; Magnoliopsida; Fagales; Juglandaceae
Exons: 1
Coding region: 1-369 (122 amino acids)
Source: RefSeq, a predicted model, not a curated record